AUGAAUGAACUAAAAUAUAUUCUGCUGGUGGUGUCUGUCCUGGUAUCCGGUGCGUGGUGCCUCUGUGAGUACUCAGACUGGAGCAGUGGUUUCGACAAACGAGGCCACGUCCAAUGUUCCUCGACUGUGGGCGUCAUCUCUGGCUUCUACCGCAGAGCCAGACUAGCGUGGGGCAACGACCCCAUCUCUAGCCUCGAGAAGGCCAUGUGUUGCUACCCACCCAACCCUUGGGUAGAUUUCCCGAGGCAAAUUGUCUACGCCAAGUGGCAGUUCAUUCUGGACAACAACAACAUGUGGGCUAACUGUCCUCCUGGUUUUUUCCUGCAAGGAUUGUACAGGUCCGACGGUCAAGGUUUGAGUAACAUUGAAUUCGGUAGAUGUUACAAACCCGCGGGCCAUCCUACCUAUUACGGUCAAUGUUAUGAAGACACAAACAUCCAGAAUUGUUUUGAUGACGAAGGGUUGUGUACUUGCAAGGACGGGUACUUCAUAACAGGGCUGUACCGAUCUGAUUGUAACCAACUGUACUGUAUCAACAAAAUGAAAUGCUGUAAGAUGGCUGCCGAGCCUGCGAAAAUUGACGAGACCUACAAAAUCAAAGAGUUGGUCAUGGACAAGACGAUGAAUAGUAUGGGGCAACUGGCGUCGCAUUUGGGAUAUGGCUGGUGCCAAAGCUGUAUCGCCCCGUUUGAUGGGGAAGAUUUCAGACGCAACGGGUACACCUGGGUCGCGGAUAGAUCUGGUACGUGCGAGGGGUUCAAGAAUGACCAGCGUCUUAGUAUGGUUUACGGCGACUGGAGUUUCGGCAUCAAAGAAAUUAAAUACGGGAAUCCUGUUAUUGAAGACCUAAAGCCAGAGAGCAUUGACAGUGGAUCCUACUACAACAACGACGCGACAAAAGCUACAAAGGCUAUCACUCGAACGGAGACGAUUGUCCGAAGUGUGACGCAUACAACGACAAGCGAAUUUAAAAAUUCUAAAGAACUCGGGCUUGAGAUUAGUUAUACACCACCACCUAUUGGUGGAAUGGGCGCUACCGCUUCAUUUAAGUUCGCCUAUGAAAAAACUACUUCGACAACCGAUGAAAACAACAACGAACAGUCUCAGAGUUUCUCUGUCAGCACUUCUAAGGAAAUGGCACCAUACAGUGCGGGGAAGUGGAGUCUCAUUCUCUCCAAAACGCGAACAACUGUCCCUUACACCGCAGUGGUCAUCGCAAGAUUCAGCUGCGAGCUGAAAGGUUUUCUCCUAUUGCUGCAAGGACCAAACGGGAAGUACACAAAAUAUCACCAGCAGUACCGGAGUAGUGGAGACACACCAACUGUCAACUACAAAUUCGGAGACUCCACCACCCCAUUUUACGAAGCACUAAAACGACAGAGCACAUCCAACGCCUACCCGUGGUUAUGGAAUGACAUUAAGUCUAUGUACCCAAACUCUGAAUACGUUAUUGACGAAUUAUGUGACGAAAACAACUACGUGUUUAAGCUGACUGGUAAAUUUGAAGAUGUUGUAGGUAAACACGUUGAAGUAAGAUGGGAUACAGUACCGAACGGGAUUUCACUGUACACCGGCUCGAAAAGCGCUAGUCUAGUCUCUAAGCUCGGCAUUUACACUGGAAUUAGACCUGUGGGUACGACUCAGCAUGUAGGACCCAAAAGUGGUACGGCUGUGGCUAAAUCUGGGUCAGAUGACCCCCAGGUGAACCCUGUUCCACCGGAAUACGACAUCGAAGUCAACAACCUUCAAGUCGAGAGAAGUGACAGCUCCUUGAAUGUUUAA
Physella acuta is the source of this 1782-nucleotide messenger RNA. RefSeq lists its product as uncharacterized. The record is from RefSeq and is a predicted model, not a curated record. NCBI's taxonomy places the organism in Eukaryota, Metazoa, Mollusca, Gastropoda, Physidae.